Petromyzon marinus (sea lamprey) is the source of this 4176-nucleotide messenger RNA. RefSeq names its product RNA-binding protein 25-like. Gene Ontology annotation, cellular component: spliceosomal complex. Gene Ontology annotation, molecular function: mRNA binding. NCBI's taxonomy places the organism in Eukaryota, Metazoa, Chordata, Hyperoartia, Petromyzontiformes, Petromyzontidae. The record is from RefSeq and is a predicted model, not a curated record. Gene Ontology annotation, biological process: regulation of alternative mRNA splicing, via spliceosome.
GUUACAGUCUCCGUUAGUGUUUUUUAUUGUUUAUUAUCACUUAAUGUUUUUUCUCUUUAUCUACGUGGCUUUAUCGAAAUAAACAAAUAAUAUAAAAUGUCUGUAAUUAAUACUCAGAUAUUCUAACCCCCAUGUCAAAUCACGAAUGGAGGUGCCCAGCUCCGAAGAGGAAACGUCUCGUCCAAUCAGAGCGGCUGUUGUUGGGGAGCGUUUGACCAAUGAGAGGUGCGCUUAGAGUCGCCGCUCGUCAUGGCGCAGGAGCGGCCGCUGUGGUUCCCUUUUAGCGCGAGGCUAACAAUUGCAAUAACAAUUGCUGCUACUCUUGCUGUUGUUAAAAUAACUACAUAGUUAUAAUCUUAAUGAACAGUGUUAUCGUUUGCUGAGCAAAACGUGGUUAUGCUCCAGUUGAGCGAGCAGAAUCCGCAGUCCGGAUAAGCGAGCUCGUCCUCCGCGGAGCACGCCCAUUGGCCAGGAGGCUUCCCGCGUGACCGCCGCGCGGCCACUCGCAAGCCGCCGAGGGAGCCGCGGCUGCGCGUGCGGGGCUCUGUCCGGCGUGACCAGCGCAAAACUGUCGAGAAGAUGUCGUUCCCACCUCGCCUGGCGCGCCACCCCAUGCCCGUCAUGCCCCCCAUCCCCAUGCCCCCGGGGAUGCCCCCGCUUCCCCCAGGUAUGGCGAGGGGGCUGCCACCUCCCCUGCCCCCGGGACUGCCGCCCCCCCACUACGCGGGGUAUCCUCCUCCGGGAAUUCCGCCCCCAGGUACCCCGAUGAUUCCUGUUCCGAUGGGCAUGCUUCCCAGACCGUGGACUGUGCCCUCCCUCCGGCACCAGGUGUUCCUGCCCCGUCGCAUGGCGCUGCCGCCCAUGAUGGGCAAGCCUCCAGCACUGCUGCCAUCCCCGGGGCCGCCGCCGCCUCCGCCCGGGGCGGGGCCGCCCGCGAUGUCCGCCGCGGCGGCUCCCCCCGUCCGGCCGCCCGCAUCCUCGCCGGCGCCGCCGCCGCCGCCGCCGGCGCCGGCGCCGUCGUCGUCGUCGUCGUCGUCGUCCGCCCCCCGGAAGGCGGACGAGCCGGCGCCGCCCCCCACGACCGUGUUCGUGGGGAACAUCCCCGACCGCGCGUCGGAGUAUCUCAUCGGGCUGUUGCUCGCGAAAUGUGGCACGGUGCUCAACUGGAAACGGGUCCAGGGACCGUCGGGGAAACUCCAAGCGUUCGGCUUCUGCGAGUACCGUGAGCCGGGCUCCUCGCUUCGCGCCCUGAGGCUCCUGCACGACCUGGAGCUGGGGGACCGGCACCUGCUGGUGAAGGUCGACGCCAAGACCAAGGCCCUGCUGGAUGCGUGGAAGGCCCAGCAGCAGGCGUCCACUGCCGCCGCCGCUGCCGCCGCUGCUACCACCGCCGCGGAGAAAAGCAGCAGCACCACCAACAGCAGCAACGACGAGAAGACGCAGCCGGCGUCCAACCAAGCCCACGAGCAGGAAAAGAAGGCGGCGGGCGAGGAGAAACAGCCGGGGGAACAGCAGCCGCAGGACAAGGAGCGGCAGCAGCAGCAGCAGGAUGAGCAGGACAAGAAGCAGGUGAAGGAGCGGCAGCAGCAGGAAGAGAAAGCGGCGGCGACGGAGGAGAGCGACGGCGUUGACCUGGACGAGGCGACGCGUCGCGUGGACGAAGCGACGCAGCAGGAGAUCCGCGCCGUCAUCCGCGAGCACGAGAGCCAGCUGUCGGGAGAGUCGGGCGGCGCCGACAACUUCCAGCGUCGCCGGCGCAAGGAGCGCAAGGACGGGGAUCUGGAUAACAUGGACAUUGAGGAUGACAAGAAGGACCUCAUUUCGCGCGAAAUCAGCAAAUUCAGAGACACCCACAAGAAACUGGAGGAGGAGAAGGAGAAGAGGGAGAAGGAGCGGCAGGACAUGGACAGGGACGUCGUCGACCGCCCAGAGGCGAAGAGGGAUCGGGAGGAGCGCGAGGACCGGGAGAAGGAAGAGCGCGAGAGGGAGAGGGAGCGUGAGCGCGAGAGGGAGCGGGAGCGCGAGAGGGAGCGGGAGCGCGAGAGGGAACGCGAGAAGGAGCGGGAGGAGCGGGAGAAGGACAAGCAGCGCGAGAAGGAGAAACCCCACGUCUCCAGCCAGGAGCCCAGCCCUGCCAGCGACGAUGGAAGCCGUGACCGCGAGCGUCUGUACGGCUCGCACGAGGAGGAGGACGAGGAGGACUUCUACGUGAGGAAGAGGCUGGAGAAGAGGCUCUGGGAGAAGGAGGCCUCCUACCAGGAGAGGUUAAAGAACUGGGUGGCCCGCGAGAAGAAGCGAUGUAAACUCUACGAGAAGGACGCCAAGAAGGAGCGGAAUCGGAGGAGAGACAUGACCAAGGAAGCGAAGCGUCUGCGCGUGUUCUUCGAGGAGUACGACGAUGACCGGGACGACCCCAAGUACUUCAUGGGCAACGCGCUGGCCAAGCGGCUGUGGGAGCGCGAGAAGGAGCUGGAGUCGGACGAGAGGGACCGCUGGCGCGAGCGCGAGGAGCUGCAGGAGCUGCGGCUCAGGUUCAUCCGCGAGGGUCGGCCCGACCCCGACGGGGACAUCCUCAGGAUCCAGCAGAUGGAGGCGCGGUGGGAGAUGGACGCGAGCAUGGAGGGCGGCUCCGACUCCCCCGCCGAGAACGGCGAGGCCGCCGGCGGCGUGCCGUCGGCGAGCGAGGGCCCGGCGCUCCUCCUGCCGUCCCUGCGGCCGACGCUGCGCCCCGUCAACCUCGCGCCGUCCGUGUCGCCGCACAGCGACGAGGGCGCCGCGGCGGCGGGGCCGGCGGCGGCGGCGGCGGCGGCGUCGCCCGGCAGACGACGGCAACUCGCGGCGGACGGCGGAGCCCGCAUGCCCGCGCACAGGGGCCUCCGUCACGCUUUCCCCAACGGAAGCCCCGGGCCGCUGCCGCACCACUCGUCGUCGCGCUCCCGCGGCGACGUCCGCCACCAACACUACCACCGCCACCACCGCCCUGGCGGCGGCGAGGCGGAGAACAACGACGACGAGGAGGAGGAAGCCGACGAAGAGAACGACGACGACGAAGACGACGGGGGGGGCGACGAGGACGACGUCCCGACCGCCCGCGCGGACGCCUACCACGCCGGCAGGGGUCGCGGCAGCGCCGCCGCCGGCCCCUCCACCGGCGCCGUGCCGUCGCCGAUCGAGCGGCUGCUGGUGAACCGCGCGAUGGAGCGGCGCGCGGGGCGGCCGGGCGGUCGCCCGGCGCCGUACGGCACGGCCGACGACGACUCGCCCGUGGGGCUGCCGUCGUCGAUGGACUCCUCGGCCGAGGACGAGGCCAGGGCGGCCGGCGGCGGCGGCGGCGGCCUCCGGUGCGGCGGGCUUGGCGGCGCCGGGGACGAUGGGGGAGGGGGCGCCGAGGAGGCGGCGCGCGUCUCGGAGGAGGAGCGCAGGCGGCAUAUCAAGACCCUCAUCGAGAGCAUCCCCACCUCCAAGUCGGAGCUCUUUGCCUACCCGCUCGACUGGAGCAUGCUGGACCCGAAGCUGAUGUCGCGCCGCAUCAAGCCGUGGGUGAACAAGAAGAUCGUGGAGUACAUUGGCGAGGAGGAGCCGACGCUGGUUGAUUUCGUCUGCACCAAGCUCCUGUCGCACAGCGCGGCACAGAGCAUCCUGGACGACGUCACGAUGAUUCUGGACGAGGAGGCGGAAGGCUUCGUGUUAAAGAUGUGGAGGCUUCUCAUCUACGAGACAGAAGUUCGUAAGAUGGCGGUACUCAAAUGAUGACCGCCCCCCUCCCCUUCCCUACCCCCCCCCUCCUAACUCCUCCGCUCACGUCCAUUCCUUACGGUUGUCCUUCGCCGCCAAGCGUCCCUGUGUUUCGUCCGCGGACUAAAUCACCCUUCCCAGCGUCCACGUUUAUCAUGAGGAGGAGUCGCCCACCCGCCCGCCCCGGCGCUCUUCGCUGCCUCGUGCGGCCCGCAGCCCACGGAAAGGGCCGUGGCACCCCCUCAAGCGGGAGUCCAACUCGACCGACCGCACAGCGGGGGAGGGGUUGUCGCUCUUGGCGAGACCGAGGAAACGAAACUGAAUCGUCUCGAGCCCUCGUUUUGUUUUCGUAUUUACGACAUAACUCUUUUUUGACUUGUUGUAAAUAUUGUUUGUAAUCAGUGUAGAGUGAUAUAAAAACUGAGAGCUUGGUUUAAGAAA